AUGUCUCAAUCCAAUGAUAAUGAAUUUAUGAAUGAAUUUCAUGAUGAUUUAAUGGCCCCUGAUAAUAAAAAAUCAAUUAAUAAUCAACAAGAAGAAGAAUUUAAACCUUUGACUAUUCGUAACUUUUUACUUACAUUUAAAGAAUUUUUCAUUAUAUGGAUUAAUCAAAUAUUAUGUUAUAAUAAAAUAUAUUCAAGAUCAAUAUUUGAUAAAUUUAAAUCAUUUAAUUUAAUAGUUUAUAAAAAUAGAUUUCCAAAUUUUAAUAAAUAUUUAAAUGAUUUAAUUGAAAAUAUUAUAAUAAAUUUAAUAAUUAAUAAAGAUAAACCAAAUAGUUUAAAAUCAAUAAAUUGUUUGAUUUUAAAUGAAAAGACCAAUGAAGUUAAAAAGAAAUAUUCAAUAAAUUUUUAUCAAUUUAUAAUUAAUUUAAAUAAAACUAUUUAUAAUUUAAAUCAAGAUGAAUUAGAUGAUACAUCAGCAUUAAUUGAAAUACAGGAUUUAGGUUGGAACGAAAUUUAUACUCAAUUUAAUACUAUAUUAUUUCAACAUAUUCAAGAAUUGAAAAAACUGAAUGAUGGUCGCGAAGUUAACGAUUCAAAUUUUAAUUCUAGUACAAAUUUUACAUCAGAUGAUAAUAAUGAUUCUCAAGAUAAUGAUUUGUUUUUCAAAAUUACCGUUGAUGUCGAUAAACUGAUUUAUAUAACCAAGAAUAAUUGGACAAGAUUGAAUGAAGAUGUAGGUGGUGGUAAUAAUGCAACAAACUCAACUAAAUUUAUGUCAAUUGGUAAUUUAGAUUUAAAAGUUUUGAAUUUAGAUUUCUCAAAUGAGUAUUAUUAA
Molecule: messenger RNA, 834 nt
Organism: Insectozyma verbasci
Lineage: Eukaryota; Fungi; Ascomycota; Pichiomycetes; Serinales; Debaryomycetaceae
Source: the annotation of a GenBank genome assembly